Messenger RNA from Daldinia childiae, 411 nucleotides. Its product is annotated as 40S ribosomal protein S24-B. The coding region runs from base 1 to 411 and encodes 136 amino acids. Gene Ontology annotation, cellular component: ribosome. The transcript has 3 exons. Lineage: Eukaryota; Fungi; Ascomycota; Sordariomycetes; Xylariales; Hypoxylaceae. The record is from RefSeq and is a predicted model, not a curated record. Gene Ontology annotation, biological process: translation. Gene Ontology annotation, molecular function: structural constituent of ribosome.
AUGGCUGACUCCGAGACCCCCGUCACGUUGCGAACUCGCAAGUUCAUUCGCAACCCUCUCCUCGGUCGCAAGCAGAUGGUCGUUGACAUUCUGCACCCCGGCCGAGCCAACAUCUCCAAGGACCAGCUCCGAGACAAGCUAUCCACCAUGUACAAGGCACAGAAGGAUCAGAUCUCCGUCUUUGGUCUGCGAACACAAUUCGGUGGCGGAAAGACCACUGGAUUCGCUCUAGUCUACGAUUCCCCUGAGGCCAUGAAGAAGUUUGAGCCCCAGUACCGACUGGUUCGUGUUGGCCUGGCUACCAAGGCUGAGAGAGCGUCAAGACAGCAACGCAAGCAGCGCAAGAACCGACAGAAGACCCUACGGGGUACCGCCAAGGUCAAGGGUGCCAAGGCGAAGAAGGAGAAAUAG